AAAAAUUUGAAGCAAAGAAACCUAUAUUAGCAAAACAUCUUAAUGUGUUGCCCAAAGUAGUUUAACAAAAAAAGAAAUAGAUUUAUUAAAUAUAGUAAUUAUAUUUAUUAUGAGUUUUUUAUUAUUAAAGAUUUUUGUUCCAUUGUACCUCUAACAACCUCACACAAUAAAUAAAACCGGGCGUUCCACAGUAGCUAAUUUCUCUGUCAAACAGCUGUUGGGAGGCAGUUCGAGAGAUUAGCAAUAUCAACAAAAAUUUUAUUAAGCCUGUGCGCUUCUGUAUUUCUUUUAAGGUCAUUGCUUCAUUUAGACGUACUACCUGCCAGCGUAUUAUAUUUGAGUUAAUUAAAAAAAAACUUAAAUUGAAAUGUGUGUUAUAUUUUUUUAUGCUAAUUCAAAUCCUGGCCCUGCUGGCUAUAAAUUAAUUUUGGCUUCUAAUCGGGAUGAGUUUUUUGAACGCAAAACGCAGACUGCAGCAAAAUGGGCAAAUGCCGAACAUGUUUACGGUGGUAUUGAUAUGGAACCAGGACGUGAAGGUGGCACAUGGUUAGCUAUUGGCGGUAAGAAUGGCAUAUAUAAGAUUGGUGCCUUACUCAAUUUAACCGGUGAGCCCAAGCCCAGGAAUGCAAUUGCACAUAAUAUUUAUUUGCACUGCAACAACAACAAACUGAAAAUUGGCGUUCCAUUAACAAUAACCAAAUCAACCACAACCACAAAAAGUAAACUACAUAAUGAACACUUUUUAUUAGGGCGUGGCAUGAUUGUUGCUGAUUUUGUUAAUUCUACUUAUGACAGUUACAUUGACAAAUAUAACCAAGAUUUAGUUUCUGACUGUGCAAAAUACACUGCCUUCAACUUUGUUUCCAUUGAAAUUGGCGAUCCAACAAAACCAGCAAGUAUUUUACACUGCAGUAAUGUACCACCAAGUAUAACGAAAUUUGAUGAAGGUUUAUGUUAUGGCUUUGGUAAUAGCUUACCGGAGACACCAUUUCAAAAAGUACACUAUGGACGUAAACGUUUCGAGGAGAUUGUGAAUAACUUAGUGAAAACACAAAAUAAAAUGGACCCUAAAAUGUUUAAGACAACACAAGAGAAAUUGAUUGAAGAUUUAUUUGAACUUCUGAAAUGUAAACGUAAAUUCUGGCCUGACGUCGAAUUGAAUAGACGUGCACCCAACUGGGGCGAGUAUUUAAGUGCGCUUAAUGUGAGUGUAGAUGAUGAAUCCUAUGGCAGUAGAACACACACAAUAAUACUUAUUGAUAAUAAUGACGUUAUGCAUUUCAUUGAAGAAACAAUGGCUGGCAAUGAUCCAGACGGAGAAUGGAUAAAAACCCAUAUUGAGAAAAAUAUUGUUUAAGAAAUUAUUUUGGAUUUUAUGUCAUAUAUAAACUUAUUUGUGAUUAAGUUAACUUUUAAAAAGGACUAAAAUUUAUUUUUAAUAUUCGUAUUUGUCUUUUUAUUUACUUUCAUGAUUCGCUGGUAAAAUCUUAACUCAGGAUAGUAAAAAUAUACUCUCUUAUUUAUAAAGUAAUUUAUUUAAAUUAAUUAUUUAU
Messenger RNA from Teleopsis dalmanni, 1553 nucleotides. It is a transcript of the gene Tango2, whose product is annotated as transport and Golgi organization protein 2. Lineage: Eukaryota; Metazoa; Arthropoda; Insecta; Diptera; Diopsidae. The transcript has 5 exons. Gene Ontology annotation, biological process: protein secretion; Golgi organization. Bases 368 to 1357 code for a protein of 329 amino acids. Gene Ontology annotation, cellular component: Golgi apparatus. The record is from RefSeq and is a predicted model, not a curated record.